CUUGCAGUUGCAGCAUCGCAAAUCACAUAGUACUUUGCUCUGCCUAAGAGAUUUUCUUUAUCGUAUCGAAAAAGUACUGCGAUGUACCUACUACCACUUCGUCCACUUACAGGUCCCGCGCGGAGUCCCUCGGACGUACCUAAAAAGCCCCCCCGACUAGUAAAAAUACGCCCAUGGGGGACUGAAGUGCCCUUCCCUACUCGUUCCUGUCCAACGGCAUGCAGGUCGAUACCACUCCCGCUGCCCUGCAGUGGGUCCGCUCACGCAAUAGAAUUCAUUAUUAUCAAUAGCAAUGUCAGUCCAGUCACCAUGGCCAACCACCACACUGCCUGCCCACAAUAGAAUAUUGUAAUAUCAUCAGGUUCUGUCUGUUGUGUGGUACGUGCCUGCUGCCUUCAUGGGUCAUGGAUGGCCCCGGUUUCUGAAAUUUCCUUCCCG
This is a messenger RNA of Aspergillus heteromorphus CBS 117.55, 438 nucleotides long. RefSeq lists its product as uncharacterized. Lineage: Eukaryota; Fungi; Ascomycota; Eurotiomycetes; Eurotiales; Aspergillaceae. The record is from RefSeq and is a predicted model, not a curated record. Bases 82 to 342 code for a protein of 86 amino acids. The transcript is spliced from 3 exons.